Messenger RNA from Amorphotheca resinae ATCC 22711, 600 nucleotides. RefSeq lists its product as hypothetical. The record is from RefSeq and is a predicted model, not a curated record. The transcript has 2 exons. NCBI's taxonomy places the organism in Eukaryota, Fungi, Ascomycota, Leotiomycetes, Helotiales, Amorphothecaceae. Bases 1 to 600 code for a protein of 199 amino acids.
AUGGCUGAUGUCUUGCAAUCGGAUUUUGAGGAUUUAGCUCUGCGGAAGCUUCAAAUUCCAGAGGAUGUCGAAUAUCAUCUAGACAAGCACAAUCUCAUUGGAGUUGGCGUUUUCACGCAUGUUUACCAUGUCGAUAGAGGAAGAGUUCGCAAAGUCCCGGCUCCAUAUUCCGACGACCUAGACCUCGCUAUAAAAUCACUUCGAAGAGAAGGCGAAAUUUAUGUCUACCUUGGCGAUCAUCCCAGAGUUGUUAAGUGCCUCGCGAAAGGGGAUCUCUUUGUAGAUCUUGACUUUAGCGACGGCCAUGAUGUCCUCGGGUUCGAGAACUCAUCACAUCAACUACCUCGCGAUCUUGACGGCGAUAUGCCAAGCACAGUUCAAUCUGAUUUGUUCGCACUUGGUUCGACACUCUACGAGAUAAUGGCCGGGAGACGACCAUAUGAAGGCAUACCGGACGGCACGAUUACUGAGCGCUACACCAAAAGAAUAUUUCCUGAUGUGACGAGUAUAUUGUGCGGGGAUGUCAUUAUAAGCUGCUGGCAAGGUUGCUUUAGGAAUGCAGAAGAAGUUCUGGAACUAUUUUCGCUUGAUAUACGGUAG